This is a messenger RNA of Aplosporella prunicola CBS 121167, 2187 nucleotides long. RefSeq lists its product as uncharacterized. The record is from RefSeq and is a predicted model, not a curated record. The transcript has 3 exons. Lineage: Eukaryota; Fungi; Ascomycota; Dothideomycetes; Botryosphaeriales; Aplosporellaceae. The coding region runs from base 1 to 2187 and encodes 728 amino acids.
AUGUCCCUGGGUCUUGGAACUGUACUGAUUGCUGACUCUAGUCUCAGCAUCAAAAGCCCUCGAAGCAGUAAAUCUAAACAGCUUCCCGCCGCCUCGGAUCAUUCGCUUGCAUACCUUCCUUCGUCCCCAGGCUCUGACGACGAAGACGACGACGACGACUUCGAAAAGCCACGAUACUGUCUGACCACUCGCACCCCGGUCGAACCUAAGGAGUCAUCACCUUGCUGCAAUCGAAAUCCAUCUGACCAUCCUCAACCACAAACGCUGCGCUUCCCCGAGCCCGAGCAUCAGUUUCCCUCUGUUGCUCCAUUGCCUGAACCCCCUCGUCGACGCAGGGAUAGCUUCUACCGUCACUGCAAGAAAGCAAUGUCACGCUUUGUACCCACCCAGUCAAGGUCUUCGGCCUCUUCACACCCUAGGAACAUGGCUCCGCACACUCAAUCCUUUCCUCUCCAGCCGCGCAAACAUCUCUACUCUGCCUCGAACAACCGGUCUUUCUUCCAUCCGUUUGGUGCGUUCGCCAAAGGUCCCAAGGAUACCGUACCAGGAUAUGUGGAGAUGCCUCAGGAUCCGCUCGCACCUACCCCUGCUCAGGCAGCUGCGCUCCAUCAUGAAAGGAAGCGCCAUGCAGAGCUUGAAGGCUGUUACAACUCGGUCCACGAAAUGCCCCAGCCGACGCCGCCUCCGAUGCCUACUGAGAUGCCCGGCGACUUUCCUCUUGGCCAUGUUUUGCCGGAGUAUUCGAUGCAGAGUUUCAAUCCGUCUGAGGAUCCGUGGACCCCGGAGCGACAGGCCUUUGCACCUGGAAGGAGUAAUGUCUCAGUAAACAAUGACGGCUUCAACCGCUUUUAUGAAAACCAGGAGGCAAUCUAUUCACUAGACGAUGUCCACCAACCGCCAUUCACGCCUUGCCACAACCAAUCGGCUUUCGAGGACCACAGCCUGGCCAUGACCACCGCAAACAACGGCAUGGACGAACUGUCGUCUCCAUGGAACAGCACUAACCCACUCAACAACCCACAGCAGCGCCUACAAGCCCAUCCAAACGAACAACUCCACCCAGCGCCCAUCAUCUACAAUGUCCUCUCCCCCAACACCAGCACCGGCUACACCACGCACUCCGCCCAGCCAGCCUCAGCCCCAGCACCACCCCACCUCAGCAGCAGCCACCACACCCUACGCACCGGCUCCCCCCGCCCCCAAAUGCGCAUCGAUACGUCCGUCUCGAGCAUGCCACCCGCCUACCCAGCGCAAUACUCCAGCAGCACCGCGACGUCCUCCAGCACAAACAGCAGUUCGCGCCGCAGCGGCGGCACCAGCAGCAGCGGCGCCUACUCCAGCGGCGCUUACUCCAGCGGCGGCUCCUCCGCCGUCCCGCCCUUCUUCCCCCGCCGCGCAAGCGCCAUCCCCAGCACCCCGACGUCGUCGAUCCCUUCGUCUGGGACGUCGGGCUGCCCGUCGCACUGGCGCUUCCCUGAUGAUGCGUCUGCGAUUUCUGCUACGCACCGCAGCUUUCUGGGCGACGAGUUCGCGUUUUCUCCGUUUGGGGAGUGCGGGAAGGUGUUCCCGCUAUUCGGCAGCCCCCUUAGCCCUUGGUCUGGGAGCGGCAGCGGCAGUACUGGCGCCCCGGACGCUUACGCCGCCACCACGGGUGCUGCCGGCCCUGGGAAUUUCCACCAGGCUGGCUUGGAUGCGGAGGCGUUGCCCGCGCCGUACAACGUCAAUGUCGUGGUCUCGCCUGCGUCGCCUACGGACUGCAGGACUGAGGCCUCGCAACCGGCUUCCUCGCAACAACAACAACAACAACACUGCGCGGUCCCAUCACCACCACCACCACUACAGCAACAACAGCACCAGCAGCACCAGCAGCAGCAACAACUCUACCCCCUGCCUCUGCAGCCCACAAAGCCUCCCUACGCCAGCGCCACCAGCGCCGCCAGCAGCCCACAGCACGUCCCCCUCCCUAAGAACGUCUGCCCAGACUGCAAGAUGCGCUUCAAGUCGAAAACGCGCGACCUGGUGGGCAACAUCAAGCGGCACCAGAAGACGGCGUGUCCGGCGCGGCCGGCUGCGGCUGUGUAUCCGUGCUCGUAUAGGGGGUGCGUCAAGACUUACAAUCGGAGUGAUGCGCGCAAGUCGCAUGAGCGGGAGAAACAUCGUGAGGGGUUGGGGGCGGAGGGGGAGUGA